Messenger RNA from Lepisosteus oculatus (spotted gar), 697 nucleotides. RefSeq names its product gamma-crystallin M2-like. NCBI's taxonomy places the organism in Eukaryota, Metazoa, Chordata, Actinopteri, Semionotiformes, Lepisosteidae. Gene Ontology annotation, molecular function: structural constituent of eye lens. The record is from RefSeq and is a predicted model, not a curated record. Gene Ontology annotation, biological process: visual perception; lens development in camera-type eye.
AUUGAGGUGUAUAAAAACGGGCUAGGCUCAGUGCCAUGAGUAUCACAGAGAGAGAGAGAAGCUUAUCACAGAGAGAGAGAGAAGCUCCUUCAGCCUGGACACAAUGAGUAGGAUCAUCUUCUACGAGGAUAAGAACUUCGGGGGGCGCUCCUAUGAGUGCAGCAGCGACUGCGCCGACAUGCACUCCUACUUCAGCCGCUGCAACUCCAUCCGAGUGGAGAGCGGCUGCUGGGUCCUGUACGAGCGCCCCAACUACAUGGGCUACCAGUACGUCCUGACCCGGGGCGAGUAUCCCGACUACCAGCGCUGGAUGGGCUUCAACGACUCCAUCCGGUCCUGCCGCACCUUCACCUAUACCAGCGGAGGGCCCUACCGCCUGAGGAUCUACGAGAGGAGUGACUUCGGGGGCCAGAUGAUGGAGUUCACCGACGACUGCGAGUCGGUCCACGACCGCUUCCGUUUCCGUGACAUCCACUCCUGCAACGUGAUGGACGGCUACUGGACCUUCUACGAGCAGCCCAGCUACAGAGGCAGGCAGUACUUCAUGAGGCCCGGAGAGUACAGGAGGUUCAGCGACUGGGGCGCCAACUGCGCUGCCACCGGCUCUUUCCGAAGGAUCACGGAUUUUUAGAAGAGUUUUAAAUCAGCCGCAGUCUUUAGCAGUGCUGGCGUGCGAAUAAAAAAGAUUUCAAAUCAA